CUUCCAAGCUAUUCAGGCAUUUGUGUCAGGCGUCCACGAUGCAGUAUCAAAUACGGGAGCGCUUACAGUCGCUGUCAAGCUGCUUGCAGGUAUGUCCGGGGUUACACGCGCGAUGUUGCAGCGACUGUCCGCCGUUUGCUGUAUGCGCGGUGCUGAGGACCACUCGUGGGCGGCACGCCUGGAGCCUGGAACUGUGCAGCUGUUGCCGGCGGUUGCGAAACUGAGGACGGUUCGACACUCGGAGGUGGUCUAUGAGCCGGUGACAUCAUCAGCGGGGGGCGACAUCGCUGCUGCAGCGGACGGUCGUGAGCCACCCGCUGAUGCGGUGCCCCCUGGCCUCAGCAGCGAGUCCCGCGCAGCCACACUGGCCGCCAGUGCGGAUGUGGUGGUGGCGUUCUGGCGGCCGGCAGCGCCCGCGUCCGCGGGUACUGCUGCUGACGGCGACUGGGCGGCGCCACUGCGGCUGGUGGUGGUGCCGGCGGCAGGGGCGCCGCAGCAGCCAGAUCCACCAGGUGAGCUGACGGCGGCGAUGGCGGCGGCGGCGGCGGGUGCUGCCGGCGGCUCCGUCACUGCUGUAGGGCGUGCCGCAGCACUGCUGUCGGCAGGGGUGGCAGCGGGGCCAGAGGCGGCGGCAGCUCUGGGCACCACCUCUGCUGCAUCUGCCACGAAGCGCGCGCGGUCCUCACCCCUGGCAGUGGGAGGCAAGGGAGGAGACCGGGGCAGCGGCGGCGGCGGCAGUAGGGGACGUUCGUGGUGGCCGCGUGCGGCAAAUCUGCGCAAUGCGGUGCUGCGCGGCGGCCCGCCUUCGCCGUCAGCAUCAGCUCAUUCCAAGCCAGUGGCAGGAGCGGCGGCAGCUGCGGCCGCCACGGCGCCUGACUUGCCCCCCGGCAACACCCCCACACCCCACACGGCCGACCCCGUCUGGAGCCCUGACUUGCCCUGGCUGCACCCGCACACCGCCGCAGCCCUGGCGACAGCAGUAGCUGCCAGAAGCGGCAGCAGCAGCGGUCGCAGCGGCAGCAUGUGCUGGCCGGUGCUGCUGCGCGGCAUGCUGCUGCCCCUGCCGCACGGGCUGGGGCAGGGCGGUGACGUCUGGCUGGGCGGCGGGGCAGACACGGCGACGUCUGGCAGGGGGCUGCUGCUGCUGCUGCCGCAGCUGCCGAGGGCUGUGCGGCCUGUCGCCAGUGCCGCGACUGCCGCGACUGCGGAGGCGGAGGCCGACCCGGAGCUAGGCGCGGCUGUGGAGCGGCUGCGGCUGCAGGGCACCUGGCUGGGGCUGUGGCUGGCAGGUCGCAUUGCCACACCGCACCAGGCGCAGUAUCACACGCAGCAGCGGACGCCGCCACUGGCUCGGGGUCUCAGCAGCUUGGUGUCCGGUGCGGCGCCGGGCUGGGCCCGCACCUCCACACCCGGCGGAGGUGGCGGCGACGGCCCCGGUGGCGCUGCCGGUGCCCGCAGUGGUGGCUCCUUCUCGGCACUGCGCAGGUUGCUGCCGCAGCGCCGGAGCCGCAUGCCCUCUGAGAGCAGCAGCGCUAGCAGGGCCCCUGCGGCCGGCGGUGUUGCCUGCCCCAGCGGUGAAGGGGCGCCGGGGCUCGAUGCACGGCUGGCCACGUCGUCUGCUGGCGCUGGCGGGCCCCUUCCUGCGGGCCGGUCGGGCAGUCAGCUCUCUACCCGGGAGCUGCAACAGCGUUGGCCCAGAAGCACCAGUGGGGAUUGCAGUGCAGGUGGUGGUGGUGGAGGCGGCCGCGUCUCCGCACCUGCAGCGGCGUCGGCCAGGCAGCUGCCGCGUGAGCCACUGUGGUCGCACGUGCUGGGAGCUGCCGCCAACACCCAGGAAGUCACAGUGCCGUCGUCAGCGUCCUCCGCUGCGGCGGCAGCAGCGGCAGCGGUGCCUGUGUCUGUGCCUGGGCCCUCCACCGCCCCCGCCGCCCAGGCCCGGCUGUGGCCCGGCUCCAGCCUCUUCCAGCAACACCCCACCCUGCUGCUUGGGGCGCUGCCCGAGCUGCCCGAGACGUCCUCCCGCACCGAGCCACUGCCCAGGCCGCUUCACCCCGGACGCCUCGGGGCGCAGCCAGGGACUCGGGCAGUGCCGGAUGAAGAGCCGGAGCCGGAGCGGCCCUGGUCCCCACUGGCCGAGGCGCUGCUGCUGCCGGGCCACACGCCCCGCCGCCGCCAACAGAGCGGCGGUGGUGGUGCACCCGCGCUAACCCCCAGGCCCAGGCGCUUUGUCAACGACAGCACCGGAGCGGAGGCGCUAGCUACCGGAGGAGGAGGAGGAGGUGGCAUAACCAGAACCAGCUUGAGCGGUCCCUUGCAGCUGUGGUCUCCCGGCACGGCGACGGCAGCGGCUGCAAGCGCUGCAGCGCGCAGUGAUGCCGCUACCCCGACCGGCGCUGAUGCUGCAGCGGUGCAGGCGGCGGCGCACGUACGGCAGCAGAUGGAGUUUGAGCUGGCGGCGCUGGCGGCAGAGGUGGAGGCAGCCACACGCGAGGUGGAGUGGUCGGAGCUGCUUGUCGGCCACAGCCCCCGCCGCCGCCGCGCCAGUAUGCCCAGUCGUCCGCCGCUGACGUCGCCCGCUUCAGCCGCACUUGUGGGCAGGGGCCUUGGCGGCCGCGACCCCAGCCCCGGCAGCGGUAGUGGCUCCCGCCGUGGCGGCGGCACCCGCUGGGCCGCUGCAGGGCCCGCCGAGGUGCGGUCGCCGCUCCGCAUGGCGGCAGCGGCGGCGGUGGCGGCGGCGGCAGCCGAAUACUCCAUCCGGGGUCGCAGCCUGCUCCCGCUGUCCCUGUCCUCCGCCCCCACCAGCACCAGCGCGGUGGCCGAGCCCCGCCCCCGCACCCACGGCCCCACCACGCACGCCACAUCCAGUCGCGGCAGGGGCAGCCAGCAGCAGCCGGCGCCGCAGCGGCCGAUGCAGGCGUUCGCCCGGCGCAGCCCCGCAGCAGGCAUGGGUGUGGGUGUGGGUGUGGGGGCUGCCGCGCUGGACUUGUACAGCUCUGCCGGUAGCGCACGCGGCAGCAGGUGGGGUGAGGCAGGGGCAGGGGCGGACUCGUCACUGCACAUAUGGCGCCUGGACGAGGAUGUGGAAGACGACGGCGGGGCCUGGCGGUGGCAGGGACGGGCACAGGGGCAGUGGCACACGGCGCCUCAAGCAGCGGUUGGCGGGGCAGUGGCCGCCACCGCCACCGCCACCACUGCAGCUGCAGGGGCCGACGGCGAGGCCGAUGCGGAUGCGGAACCGGCGCUGCUGUGUGCGGAACUGGACAUGGACCCAGCUGGAACAGCCGCCGGCGCCUACCUGCUGCUUCAAGACCUGUCCAGCGGCGCGGCCUCGCCAACCGCCACCAGCCACACCCCCGCCAACACCAAUGCCAAGGCUGGACAGGAGGGUGCUGGCGGCCGGCCCCGGCCCGUAUCCCUCAAUAGCCUUGCAGUCAGACUUGUGGGUACAGGGGGCGCGGUGCCGCCCUGGGGCGGCGACCGUGGCGACUGUGGUGGUGACACUGGCGGCACUACUCAUAUGGCGAUCGUUUCACCAGACUGCCGGCGGCUGGCGUCCGCACACACGGCGCCUGCCUGUGUUGCCGUGGCGGCGGCUGACGUCGAGGACUGCCCUGCGUCCAAUGCCUCAGAGCCAGCACGCACGGCCUUGGCAGCAGUAGCAGGAGGUGCCUAUGCCUCCGGGGCAGCAGUGCCGGCCGGCCGCGGACGCCGCACCCACAGCGGCUGCCCACAUCGUGUAGGCGGCAGCAGUGCCCCAGGAAGCGGUACAGGCGGCAGGCUGACGUCAGCCCACUGCUCAGAGCCCGGGUAUGAGGGCGGUGCACGGCUGCGCGCCGGGCAGCCGUCCAGCGGCAUCGGGGGUGACAGUCCCAUCGGCUCCGACGCUGCCUCCCACGCAGCCGCAACUGCAGCCGCUCACGGCCGGCACCACAACGACAUCCGGAAUCUACGGCUGCGGCUGGACGGGCAAGCGGCAGGGGCAGCGGCAGGGGCACUGGACGGCCGCUCGGCCUUGAGCCCCAGUGGUGCCGGCUCUGCCACUGGCUGCCUACGCCAGCCGCCCCCUGGCGCACUGCGCUCGGAGCGGCUAGUCCGACUGGACGAAGAGGGCCCCGUGGCCGCCUUCAGUCUCCCACACUCCCGCGCCUCCCCCGCCGCCUCCAACUCACCUCCAGACGCCGCGGCUGCCUCAAACCCCGCAGUCCACACGGAUACAGCCACCAUCACCACCACCACCACCACCACCACCACCACCACCGCCACGACCACCACCACCACCACCACCACCACCAUUCCGGUCCCAGUCCAGGGCUUGGGCCUUGGAAGCGCCGCCACACCCACUGCCUCUGUUGCAGCCAUCAGCAAUACCCGUGCUGCUGCUACAGCCGCCACUGCUACUGUCGCGACGGCUAAUCCUGCUGCUGCUGCUGCUGCUGCUGCUGCUGCUGCUGCUGCUGCCACCCACAACCCCACCACGUGGCGUGCCUGGGCUAGCUCACGGGCCAUCCUGCUACAGCCGCCACCUGACCCGUCCGCAGCAGUAGCAGUUGCAAUGGCCCCUGCUGCGACCCCUGCUGCGCCUGCCAGUGGGCCCUCUGCGGAGGUCGUGUCACCCGCUGCCCUGCGCACCCCCAUAAGCGGCGCCGGCGGCGGCGGCAUCAGCAGCAGCGGCCGGCGCGCGCUGCAGUUUUCGUACACCUUUGGCGGCGCCGCAAGCCGCACCGUCAGUGGCGGGCCCCACGGCGAGGUCUCGGCGUCAGGAGUAGCUUCCGGGGGCGGCGGGCGCGGCGCGGGGUCAGGCAAGGGGCUGGGCUGGGCCCCUGCGGGGCUGUGGAGUGGGUUGGGCGGCUCAGCAGGCACCGGUGGCAAGCUCCGGAGGCUGCUGAUGGGCCGUGGCAGUGACACAGGUGCAGCGGUGGGGACAGGUGGCGCCUCCUCGCCGCCGCUGCCGCCGCCGCCGCCGCCACACCUCCAGUUGCCUCAGGGGCCCGGCAGCGGCAGGAGCGGCGCCCGGGUGCCGCGGCGCAGUGAUCCUGCCUCCAGCGGCACUGGCACCGGCGCCGGCACUGCGGCGGCCGACAGGGACAGCGGCAUCCUGACCAGCCACACCUCCCUGCCGCUGUUCCGAGGCCACCAUCACCAACACACCGCCCACACCCCAAACACACACAGCGGCCUCACGCCCGCCGCCUCCCUGCAGCCGCAGCUGUCCCAGCGCCUAUUCCGAGUGGCACUGGACAUGGACGAGCCGCCGCCCCCGCCAGGACCGCCGCCGCUACCACUGACGCCGCCGGGCCUGCUGCCGCUACCGGCGCACGGCCAAGCUGCCCCCGCGGCGGCGGCCUCGCGCCGCUCCCUGGCCUCGCCGGGUGGGGCUGCGGCCCAGGCCCCUGGCGGAGGCGCCGGCCACUGGGCUGCUGAGCGCAACUCCAGUGGCCACGUGCUGAGUCCCGCCACCUCGCUGUCGGGUGCCCUGCUGGCGGCAUCCGCCUCUGUCGCCAGCCCCAGCCCCAUGCCCGGACGCAGCACGGGAGCAGCAGGGGCCGGGCACGCCAGUGGCCCUGUGGCUUGUGCUGCCGCGGUGCCGCCGGCCACGGCGCCGGCUGGCGACUCGUCUGCGGGCAAACCAGCCGCCGGCACAGGCGCAGGCGCCCGGUCAUUCCGGAGCAGCAGCGGGAUGAUCGGCGGCGCCAUGCGGAGCCUGACGCGUGGCCGCAUACGGCUGCGGGCUGGCGAGGACGCCGCUGCAAUGGCCACUGGCACUGCCACUGCCACUGGCACUGCCACUGGCACUGGCACUGGCACUGCGCGGGCAACCACCUCACCUCCGCUGCCUGACCGGGCGUCUACAGGUGUGGCACACGCCCACCAUGCCAACCGCCAGUCUGCGCCCAGCCGCAGUGCCGCUGCCGCCGCCUUGCGCCACUCUGCGCCCGGGGAGCUGCCCCCACCCGUCAAGUUGGGAUGGGCCAGUCGGGCGGACGUGCUUGCCUCGGAGGCGGCACUGGCGGCGGCGGCGCGGCAGCGGCAGUGCAUCAUGCGCCAGUCCUUGCGGCGCCCGCAGCAGCAGGAGCCUCUGCAGCACCUGCUGCAGGAGCCGCCGGAGCACGGCGGCCUGCAGGUCGUGGCGCCUGCGGUGCACGUGGCCCGCGGCGGAGGUGCUACGGUGUUGACACCCGGGGCCGCAGGGGCGGUGCCAGCUGCUGCGCCCUCCUGCGGCGCACUGGAGGGGCCGCAGCUGCAGCUCAGCCCCAACCUGCCUGGUCGUUUCCCCCAAUCCCAGGCUGGGGCUGGCACUGGGGCUGCGGCGCACACCGUUUCGCGCAGUGGUGCCGUGGACCCAGAAGCGGGCCCACCACUGAGCGGCAUAGCUUGGACGGCGGGACCAGUGGCAGGCAUGGCGGGCCCGCUGCUGAUGAUGGGGGUGCGGGGCGACUCGCAGCGGGUGGCAGCGGCUGGCGGCAGUGCCCACGAGCCGCAGCAGCCUGGGGCGGAGGGCGAAGAGAUGGAGGAGGCGGAGGUGGGGCCGGUGGGCCGGUAUCCCCAGGUGCCGCGAGGCAGCCUGGCCCCCACACACGCCGCCGCAGGUGUGGGUGACGGACUGCUGAUCUUUGGGCCGGCUGGCGGCGAUGAGGCUGCCAACGGCGGUUUUGGCGGAUUCGGCGGUCCGAAUGACACCCUGUUCUCCACCGCCACAGCCCUGGCGGCACACGGCGGUGAUGCCAGGUGGUCGAUGCUGUCAGAUGCCUUUUCCUCCGCAGCCCAUGCGGCUGGCUGUGAACUCACCAGCACCCAUACCGCCGCCGCCACAGCCGCAGCCGCCAAUGGCUCCACCUCGAUGGUAGCAGCAGCCGACCUCGACACACAGCAGCCCACUGCCUCUGAGCCCACUGAGCAGCCGCAGCGGCCGCCCCAACCCGCAGGCGCCACCUCAGGUGGGCCGCCGUCCGAGGGGCAGCGGGCGGCGGCGCACUCGCUGCGCGUGGACCGCUAUGGUGCACUGCUGGCGGGCAGUGCGGGCUGGCGCUUCGAGCAGCUGUUUGACGACGUGAGGACCAGGGAGCGACUCAGCAGCCGCGCCGGGGGGCUGGGGGCGCGGCAGGGGUCGAUGACGGCGGCGGUGGGGGCUGAGAUCGGAGCCGAGGAGGACGGCGGCGAGAGCCUUCCGGCGUUUGCUAGUGGUGGUGUAACAGGGGGUGCUGGCCCACAGCUGCCUAGCGCUGCGCCGUCCACCCUGCUGCUGCCCCAGCCGCGCCCGCACCCAGAUGACCCGACCUCGGCCUCGGCUGUGCUGCUGCGCAGUCCGUCACGCCGCAGCCCCGGCGGCCCCAUGGCGGCCACCGCCACCGCCACCGCGCAGGGCUCCGCCCUCACCGCAUUUAUGCGCCUGAGCAGCCCCUACCCCGACCCCAGCUCCCUGCCUUUGCAUCCCCCCAGUGGCGGCAGCUUCACUGGCAUUGCAGGUGCAGGCGGAGUCAGGGGCAGUGGAGUUCACAACGUGCCGACCACCUAUGAGCUACUCCAGCAACAUCAACGGUACGCAGUAGUCCCACCGGCGGCGGCGCGGCGGCAGUCUGAUGUCUCCUCGAUGGAGGGACAGCUGGUGCGGCAGGCGGCAGGGCCCCAGGAGGGAGCCGGCAGCCGGCAGCAGGAGCGGGAGCAGCAACAGCAGCAAGUUGCAAUGCCAGCUGUUGCAGCCAUCACUGGUCACGGGCGAGGCAAGUCACUUGCCAGCAGGGGGCCUGUGUCCGCCUCCGCCGCCACAAGCUGGGUGCGGGCGGCGGCGGCUUGGCUAGGUGUUGGAAUACCUGCGGCGGGCCGGAAGGCGUCUACUGGUGGUGCCUCCGCCUCCACCUCCUCCCUCGCCGCCCAGUCGACUCCCACCUCGCCCACAGACACUGGGUUGGGCUUCACACGCGGCGCCUCACUCCGCGCCAUCAACGCCGCCGCCAGUAGCAGCGGUACCGCCGCAGGCGUGCACGUUGCCGCUCUCUACCCGGCGGGAACCACCGGCGGCGGCGCUCAGGGCCUGUUCCUGACCUACAGUCGCAGCCUGGGGGCGACAGGGCCGGAGGCGACGCGUGUGCGUGUGCUGACAAGCGCGCACGUGGAGGCGGUGGGAGGCGCAGCGGCGGCGGCGGCCACACCAGGCGCAGGCGCCCUGGAGUUUGUGUCGCCGGUUGCGGGCAGUGAGGAAUACUACGCACACGAGUUCGAGGUCACGGCCCCCAGCUCCGACCGCCCCAGCCGCGGCCAGAGACUGUCGCAUUUCUGGGGUCACGCGGCCGUACGGCCAGGGCCCGGGGCGGGCGCCGUUGUGUUUGCGUCUGCUGACCCGUCGGGGCCGACUGCUACGGUACCCGGCGGCCCGAUGGCGGGCGAUGUGGGUGUCAUGGUGGGCCCUCAGGGGCUGCAAGGGCGCCGCUUCCUGUCGGCAGGCACCGCGGCUUACCACGGGCUCCUGCUCACAGCUGCUGAGACGCCGCAGCUGGCAGGUCCCAGCCCUGGCCCGACCCACAUGCCCCCGGGCUGGGGCCUACCCCGUGCCGACAUGGCCGCCGCGGCAGGUGGAGCGGUAGCGCCAGCAGCAGCAGCAGCGAGCCGAGACUCCAGCGCCCAUGGUGGCAUUGCCUUUGGCGCAGUGCCCUACCCGCACGCACUGUCCCGCCCCUCCUCUCGGGUCCUGGCAGGCGGCGGCUCCGCCCUCACGUCGCCGGCGCACACAGCCGCCGGCAGCACCAGCGCUAGCGGCGGCAUGGACGGGGUCGCAGCAAGCGCAGGUGGCCCCCACCCCUACCUGCCGCUGCGAGUGAGCUCCAUGAUUGCCGCAGCGCCCGGAGGCGCAGCGGCGGGUGGUGGUGGUGGUGGUGGUGGUGGUGGUGGUGGUGGUGGUGGUGGUGGUGGUGGUGGUGGUGGUGGUGGUGGUGGUGGUGGUGGUGCGCGGCCGCUGUCGAGCCAGGCCGGUCAGCCGCUGUUUCUGUCUGAGGCGCAGGACGUCAUGGUGGGGGUGGACUCGGCCAGUCUGACACGGGGGGGCGGAGGUAGCAGCGCCGGUGCUGUGGCUGGCGGCGGAGUGGGCAGCAGUAGUACCGCGGCGGCGUUUGCUGCUGGCGGCCCUGCGGCCUCCCACUUCCACUCCCUGCCACCCCCUGUGCAGCCUGUGCGCCGUGUGACCAUGAGCGGCGGCCAGGGCUCUCAGGUGGGUGUCACCUACGUGGCGGCGGUCACUCGCCCCCAGCCGCACCUCGGCACCGCCAGUGCCCAGCACCCAUGGGAGGCCGCCAGCCCGGCAGCCAGCUUCGGAGGCCCCGGCCCGGCAGUGGCAUUUGCAGCGGCGGCGGCUGCAGGACCCGCCGAGGCAGGAGGCAACAGUCAGGUGACGGCGCCAGUGGGUGCAGGCGGCGGCGUAUCUGCUGCAGCUGCUGGCGGCUUCGGGGCGGGCAGCUGGGAGGUGACUCUGGAGGCGCUGCGGGCGGCGGCGGUGCGCGUGUCUGGCACCGCACCCAAGGCAACAGCGCAAGGUGACGUCCCGGCCCGCGGUGCAGUAGGCGCCGCAGCCGUCACUGCUGCCGCCGGCAGCAGUGGCAGCCCCAACGCCGCCGCCCUGGCAUCCCCUACAUCCGCCCCGACCAGCAGCCGGGGUGGCCUGGGUCUGACGCAGUCGCUGAAGCGGGUGCUGCAGCUGGGCGGCAGCAGGCAGUCACGCCGGCGGCUGCUGCAGCCCUCCACCACGCCCUCCACCGCGUCGGCUGCUAGUGACGGCGGGGGUGCGGCGAGGGGCGUGCAGGUGGUGCCGGCCACGGACACCUCCAGCUCCGCCGCCACUGCAGUCGCUGCAAUUCGUAUGGCAGUCAGUACGGAGGCCGCCACAGCCGCCGCCGCCACAGCCGCCGCGCUACACAUGCCGGCGCCGCAGCGUGUCUUCUCCGACAGCGUGAGCCCAGCCGGCCCAGCCACCCACGGCCCCGCCUGGGUCAUGUACCCAGCAGGGCCGACGGAUCCGGCGGCGAGCCCCCAGGGCCAACGGGGCCCCCAGGGCCAACAGGGCCAGGGGCACUACCUGUACUGGGCACGGCCGCUGGGCACGGCAGAAGGGGCGGCGGCGGCGGGCGCCAUGUGGGCGCAGGGCGACAUGUGGGCGCAGGGCGACAUGUGGGGCGGCACUGGCGGCCUAAGCCCGGCGGCGGCGGGGCCGCAGGCCUCCUCGCUGCCCCCGCCCCAGUCCCUGCACGGCCAGCUGCUGCCCGACCUGCAGCAGCCGGUGGAGCAGCCUGGCAACGGGGCGGCACAAGCUGGUCUCAUACAGGUUGUGGAUGUGGGUGUGGGUGUUGGGCUCAGCCGCAAGCUCACCCUGCCGCCACCUCCACCCAAGUCCCCGUCCCCCACCCGGCCUGCGCUGCCGGGGUCUCUGCUGCCUGCACAGCACUCUCUGACAUCGGCGGACAAAGACGCCGACCUUGGCGGCCGCUUCCACUCCUCUAGCCGCCUGGAGCCCCGCCGCCACUCGGAGGGCACGGGCGCAGCAGCCUUUGACGCGGCGCAGGAGCAGGCCAUGUGGGGGCCGGCCGGCGCGCUGGCUGGCGGCGAGCGCGCCAGUGCGCCUGAGCCGCAGCGCCACUUGCGGCCUCAGCUGCACCUGCUUGGGGGCGGCGCGGUGCUGGCGCUGGGCCCAGUGGGCGGUGGGGCGCGGGUGGCGGCACGCAUGGGCGUGUCCUGUGACGGCAUGGAGCUGGGCGUGCCGGCCGCCGCCCCUGACACAGCUGCGGGCGGCGAUGCGGGUGGGCUGGCGCUGGACCUGAGGUCGCAACCAGCAACACCACACGUUGUCCGGGUCACCCAGAUCACCCAGAUCACCCAGCGGGCUGAAGCCGGGGCCCACACAGCUCCCGGGUCCAUGCCCGGGGCGGUGGGAGCCGCAGCCGCCGAGGAGAUGGCGCCGUGGCGGCAGCGGCCCGCGCUGUGGACACACUACUACUACCAGCAGUCGUCACAGCCGCAGCACGAGCCGCAGCACCCGCGCCCGGCCCACCUGCAGUUGCAGCCCCCGCACGGCCGCGCUCCGCCGCCCUCGCUCCGCAGCGCCUCCCUGGCCGCCAGCGCGUCCGCCCGCAGCCGCUGCUGGGUGCUGCAGGAGGAGUGGACGGAGGAGAUGCUGUUGCAGGGGGAGGGCGAGGGGGAGGGCGAGGGCGAGGGGGAGGGGGAGGGUGAGGAGCAGGCAGCAGGACAGGCGGAGGCGCGGGUCGGGCUGGGGGAGGCUGGAAGCCAUGGCCGGGGCACUUCCCAGCAGGAGGGAGGGAUGGAGCCCGCGAGCGAGGGCGUCGCUGCGGCGGGAGGGGGUGUUUCCGCCAGUGGGCGCCAAGAGCAAUGGCUGUGGUCGGGAGGCCGGAGCGUAGAGCAGUCGGCCGGGCAGCAGCUGGGCGGUAGCCGGGCGGCAGGUAGUGGUGGGCAGGCACAGGCGGGGCGACUCGCAGCCGCCAGGCUACCCCGCGCACUUAGCCCUGCAGCCCCGGUGCAUCAGGCUGCGGGGGGCACCGGCGGCCACGCAGAUGCAGCGGCCAUGCAGGUGGGAGCAGCCGCCGGGGGCACUGCCGGGAGCCAGGCAACCCCGGCCAAGCGUGGGAAGCUGCAGCGUCUGAUUAGGAAGCUGCUUCCAGGUAGAACCUAGGAGACGUGGGAUGCGUAUGCGCACACUAUUCGGUUGAAUGGAUGGACGUUGCAGUCCGGUUGUUUGCUGGCUUGUUUGAUGCGGGCGCGAAGUACGGUAUGUGAGAUAAAUUCUUUCUUGCUGGGGAUUCGAGAUAUCCCUGGUGCGCGGUAACCACGGCGAGUGACUGCUCAUGACCUGAAAGGCUGUGUGCUGUAGAGUACAUGAGAAGCAACUUCACUAAACCCAGCUGGAGGUUUCACACCCCGUCCGGUCUUGCCCGCACACCCGCUGCUGUCCGCAAAGCCACUUCAAAGAUGACUUAUGUACAUAGCAGCACAUAAAGGUAACCGUUAUUUAUGAAGACAUUCUAUGCAUGUAUGCGCAUGUAGAUACAUAGGGUGCUACGCUGGUGGACUGAAGGUUGGCGGUGUGCAGAUGGAUGGGCUCGGGCCACCUGCUAGGCCAAGCAAAGUAAUUGACCACCAGGCUAAGGCGAGGUCGGGUGCGGGGGGCCACAUCGGCGGCAUCCGGGCACGCGCUGCUGCGGGUGCUCAGGUGUGCGCAUGGAGAGGGGUAUGGGAGGUACAGAACUGGGUGGCUGAGAAGUGUGAACGGGGCUUUGUAAUGCGUGCAUGGA
Messenger RNA from Chlamydomonas reinhardtii, 12284 nucleotides. RefSeq lists its product as uncharacterized. The coding region runs from base 92 to 11665 and encodes 3857 amino acids. NCBI's taxonomy places the organism in Eukaryota, Viridiplantae, Chlorophyta, Chlorophyceae, Chlamydomonadales, Chlamydomonadaceae. The transcript has 6 exons. The record is from RefSeq and is a predicted model, not a curated record.